AUGUCAAAGAAAAAUAAAAAACCUGAUGAAAAAACCGUUUCCUCCAAUUUCAAACUAAUAAGUACAUCUUCAGGAGUUCGUGUUUCACAAGCUUGUGAUAGGUGUCGAAUAAAAAAAAUCAAAUGUGAUGGUCAAUCACCUUGUCGUAACUGUCAAAAAGUUAGUGUUGAAUGUAAAACCAGUGACCGAUUAUCGAGAAAAUCGUUCCCCAAGGGGUUUACCCUGUUUUUAGAAGCAAAAGUCAAAGAGUUAGAGGAUGAAAACCGGGAAUUACGUGAAAAAUUAGGUGACAAUAACGAUGCUCCUCCUUUUGAACCAGUGGAAAAUAAACAUCUGGUUAGUACUGCUGACACCAGUAAUAUUACAACAGUAAACACCACUCCAACACCAUCUACAAUUCCCACUACGACAACUACUAGUAAUGAUAAAGUUUUAUUUCAAACAAACAAUCAAUCAGUUCCAAUUAAUAACCCGAUUGAUCAAAUUUUCAAUUUGGAUGACAAAGGUAUAAUUAUAGGUAAUGACAAUUUGAAUUUUGAGUCACAAUUCAAUCAUUUAUUAAUCAAUUUGAAUUUGCCAUUUUUGAAAAUAACAAACAGUCACAACUAUUUACUAGAUGACCCUGAUAGCUACUUGUAUCAUCCUUCCUACACAAAGAGUAACAAAUUCCACAAUCGAGACUUGGAUUUAAUUUAUAACCCAUUAACUGGUACAAACACUGAAACAGGUUUACGGAACGAACUACCUACUAACGUUUAUGAUUUAUUCAUUAAAUUAAUCAACAAUUUCAAGAAGAUAUUCAAAUCUAAACGAGAAAUGGAUAAUCAAAUUGUAUUGUUCUUUUUACACUAUAACAUUUUCAUUCCGAUUUUUGAUUAUAACGAAUUCAUGGAAUCUUAUAAUGCUUUCCAUACUAUGUAUCCGUUUAUUUUCACCUAUGAUGAUUCUUCAAUCAAUGGAUUCAAUUUAUCGAAUACAAAUGAUUAUCAAAUUGUCAAUAAUUAUUUGAUGACCAUUAUUCAAAUCUAUGCCAUGAUCCUGAUCAAUAAUCCAACCUUAAAUUUAAAUUUGCUCUUAAAUCACACAGACCCUCAUUAUUCAAUCAAUCGAGACAAAUCAAUAAUCAAGUCCCUUUAUGAUUUCCUACCAUAUUUCAAUGGAUUCCACAUUUCAAUUGGCCAAUUACAAACGUAUUUAUUAUUUUUGUACUAUUCAUUGUUGACUAAUAACAAGGAAAAAUCUUUGAUACUUUCUUCUUUGGUUAAUGCCUUUAUUGGUAUUUUAGGAAUCAAUCUAAAUUCCAAGAACUUGUUUUUCAAUGAUCUUGCUUUGAAACAACAACAACGAAGAAAUAGAGUCAAAAUAUUUUGGGUUUUCAAAAUCUUGUUGAAAUGUUUCAAUUUGAAAUUUGGUUUCAAACCAAGUUUAAAUACCACCGUGAUUAAUCCCGUGACAAUUGAUCGGUAUUUCCAAUUAACACCAGAAAAAUUGUCUUCUUUAUUAGAUGAUAAUGAUGAUUUAUUCAACACUCUAUUGAAGCCAAGUAUUGAAUUUCUCAAUUUAAUGAAUAUAAUUAUCCCGUCGUCGUUUUCACCAAAUUAUUACCAAUAUCUCAAACAAGACAGAAAGAAGAAAGAUAAAGAUAAAGACAAGGAUAAAGACAAAGACCACCAUCAUCAUCAUCAUCACCACACUACUCCUCACCGAUUAGAUUUAAUAUUAAAUGAAGAUGACGGUGAAGGUAAUGAUGGUAAUUUGAACUAUAAUUAUCACCAAUUUUUAAUUAUUGACAAAAAUUUAUCAGCUUGGCGAAAAUCAUUACAGAAUAAAAAGACUCAGUUGACACUGUUGAUGGAAUUGGGUUUACCAAACUUAAUAAACAUCGUUGAGAAUGAUCUUUACUUUGAUAUGAAUUGUGAUGCGUUGUCACGAGAAGGAUUAAUCAAUUAUUAUCUGACAGGUUUACCUGAUAUCCAUACUGCAUCACAUCUUAUUAAAUUGCAAUUGAAUUUCCAUUAUAUAUUAAUCAGAUCAACCAAUUAUUUAAAUUUUAUUGUUGAUCGAGAAUUAACAUUUGAAUACUAUAGAGAAAUUUCUUUAUUGUCGAUGGAAGUGUUACAGUUUUUCUUACUUAUUUUUGAACAUGUAAGUAAAGCUGAAGAAAAAAUUAAUGAGCCAAAAGUUCCAUCCAAUUCGAUUGUCAUGGAAAGUUUAGGUUUAGAUGUUGAUGAAGAUGGAUUUGUUAUUAAUGAUUUUUCUGUGAAACGAAGGAAACUUGAUUCCAACAACAAGGCUACUAAUCAAUUGAAGAAAUUGGUUAAAGAAAUUCCUAUAUCACCAUUUAAUACUAUGUUAAAUGGAUUAUCAUUGUGUAUAAUAAAUUUGAAGAAAUCCAUAAUUUUGCAAAUGUUGUAUUUGUUAAUUUGUCAAAUGAAGUUUAUUAAACGGCCACAAGGAUGGGAAAGAAUGGAUGAGUCGUUUGAUUUGUUGAAUAAAACUGUCGAUUUGUUUAUUAGACUUUUUAUAAAUUAUAAACCAGGAACGUCAAAGAAAGUUCACGAAGACAAGUUGUAUAAAAAGUUGGUCAAUGAUGAGUUGAAAGACGACAUUUUACGACAUCAUCAAUAUGGAUCUGAUGAUGAGGAAGAAGAAGAAGAUGAUGAUGAUGAUCAGUUUAAUGGUGCUAAGAAGCGGCUGCCAGGAUAUUACAAGUCGAUUGAUUGGGAUGAUGAAGAUUUGGAUGAAGAUCUCAAAUAUUUAAAAAUUUUGAAAUUUGUGAAAUAUAAAUCUAAUGACAGUUUACAAAAAUUCCGCAAAAAGCAGAAACCCGACAAUAAUACUAAUACUAAUGGCAAUGGCAGUGGCAACGGUAAUGGAAUUCCUCAACCAACUUCUGUUACCCAUCAUCAUCACCUCCAUCAUCAUUCUCAACCACAAACUGAAACUGACAUUGCUGUACCACAACUACCAAUCCAACAUUCUUCUUCAGUGUCUCCUCCACAGCCACCACCACCACCGCCAGCGCCAGUUAUAAUGGCGGAUGCAACAAAUUUAUCAAAUGACCCCAAAAGUAAUUUACCGUUACCGCAAUACUAUAAUCCAUAUCAGCCAAUGCCGCCCAUUUUUGGCAAUGAAGAUAAAGAUCGCGGUGCAGCACAUGAUUUGAUGAAUCUCAGACGUGGAUCUUCACAAGGUAAAUUAUAUCCACCGCCUUCAUCUCAAAGUCCCCAAUAUUAA
Messenger RNA from Candida albicans SC5314, 3237 nucleotides. RefSeq names its product Zcf16p (gene ZCF16). Gene Ontology annotation, biological process: positive regulation of transcription by RNA polymerase II. The transcript has a single exon. Gene Ontology annotation, molecular function: sequence-specific DNA binding; zinc ion binding; DNA-binding transcription factor activity, RNA polymerase II-specific. The record is from RefSeq and is a predicted model, not a curated record. The coding region runs from base 1 to 3237 and encodes 1078 amino acids. NCBI's taxonomy places the organism in Eukaryota, Fungi, Ascomycota, Pichiomycetes, Serinales, Debaryomycetaceae.